Messenger RNA from Amphimedon queenslandica, 1534 nucleotides. RefSeq names its product proteoglycan 4-like. NCBI's taxonomy places the organism in Eukaryota, Metazoa, Porifera, Demospongiae, Haplosclerida, Niphatidae. The annotation marks the transcript as partial. The transcript has 3 exons. The record is from RefSeq and is a predicted model, not a curated record.
UACUACAUUAUGUAUUGUAUAAUCUUUCUUUUUCUCCAGAUGCUGAAGACACAACAGCAAUGCUCUAUAAGGCAGUAUGGGUACCUGAUUCAGUCACUAAUCAAUGCAUGCUUUGCAAACAAAAGUUCUCAGCUUUCGUUAGAAAGCACCACUGCAGAAUGUGUGGGCGUAUCGUCUGCUCCCAAUGCUCACCUCAUAAAGCAGAUAUAGCGCAGCUAUCGGGUGCAAAGCCUAGUGGUAAAACUGAACGUGUUUGUCACCAGUGUAACAAGCCACUGGUAUUAUGUGUGGGAGGAGAGAAUGAUGUACUUGAUAAUACUAAAGGUUAGUAUAAGUUUAUAUAGUGAAGAUGACUAUGUAUGGACAAAUGGAUAUUAUCUGUAUUCAUGUACAGUACAUGUGUGUGUGGGCUUGUUUUUGGUGUUGAGUACAAGCGAUAUUUGAUAUUUUAGAGAAAUGACACUCAAUCCACUAAGGAUUAGAAAUACAUGUACAUUUUAAUAGUGUAUGACAUAUGCCCUUUAUACGUACUGUAUACGUACAAUUGGCCAUGUAUUUAAACAUGGAUUGCAUGUACAUAGCACAUGUUUUUUGUAAUACAAUGAUCGUGUCCCAUCCUGUGUGCAUACAAUUCACAAGUUGUUGCUUUACAAUUGUGGUUAUCUUGUUCACUAUAGUUGCAGGUCCACCUGUAGAUAGUAAGCCAAGAGAGGAGGAGGGAGGGAAGGAAGAGGACGAUGAUAACGACAGUACAGAGACCGAGGAUUCCGAUGAUUCAGAGGCUGAAGAACUUCCCGUUCCUCCUCCUCGCAAGAAAAAGCAGCAAAAAGAAGACGGAGCUAUGAAACCCAAACAAGCACCUCCCCCUCGUCCUGCUCCUCCUAAACUCUCUCCGGCAGCAGCUACUGGAAAGAAGGUCCCACCUCCGAGACCACAGAGUGGCCCACUAUCAAAGUCUCCUCCUCCUCCUGCUACUACUAGCGAGCCUAGCCCUGUACCGUUACCACGGAAACAGACCACGCCUACCAUUCAAAGGAAGGAGGAGGAGCCUGCUGUUGUCGUGGUGGAGAAACCGGUUGCGCCAAAGAGAACAAAAUUAUUGACAGGAGGAACGCAAAACCAAUUGAAGGAAGAAGAGAGAAAGGACGACAGAGUGAAAGAAGAAAAGGAAGAGAAAGAAGAGACAAUAAAAGAGGAAGGGAAGGAGGAGGAGGAGGAAGAGGUACAGACGAUAGAAGAGGAAUCACAAGAACCAAAUAACGAAUUGAAUGCCCCCACCACUGACACUGAAGAAGCUCCUCCCACUGAAGAAGCUCCUCCCACUGAACAAGCUCUUCCUACUGAAGAGUCUGAAACCAGUCCAACUGAAGGAGUUACUACAGAAAGUGUCAGUGAUGAUCAAAGUCCAUCCAGUGGGCCUGUAUCAACUGAAAGUCAAACCGAAACGAAUAAAAAGGUACCAGUAAAUAGAAGAAAGAAAUACCAAAGUGAUACUAAUGAUAGUGCUUCUACUGCUCUUGAUACAAAGACCACA